CUGCGUGCCCGCCCAGACCAGGCUGCCCAGAUGCGGGCGCCACUUUGCCUGCUGCUGCUCGUCACCCACACCGUGGACAUGCUCGCCCUGAAUCGAAGGAAAAAGCAAGUGAGCACUGGCCUGGGAGGCAACUGCACAGGCUGUGUCACCUGCUCAGAGGAGAACGGCUGCUCCACCUGCCAGCAGAGGCUCUUCCUGUUUAUUCGCCGGGAAGGUAUCCGCCAGUACGGCAAGUGUGUGCACGACUGUCCCUCUGGCUACUUCGGCAUUCGUGGCCAGGAGAUCAACAGGUGCAAAAAAUGUGGGGCCACUUGCGAGAGCUGCUUCAGCCAGGACUUCUGCAUCCGGUGCAAGAGGCGGUUUUACUUGUAUAAGGGGAAGUGUCUGCCCACCUGCCCGCUGGGCACCUUGGCCCACCAGAACACACAGGAGUGCCAGGAGGAGUGUGAACAGAGCCCCUGGGGCAGCUGGAGCCCCUGCACACACAACGGGAAGAUGUGUGGUUCAGCCUGGGGCAUGGAGACCCGGGUCCGAGAGGCCAGUCAGACAGGGCGGGAGGAGGCAGCCACCUGCCAGGUGCUGUCUGAGUCAAGGAAAUGUCCCAUCCAGAGGCGCUGCCAUGGAGAGAGAAGCCCCAGCCAGAAGAAGGGCCGGAAGGACCGGCGCCCGCGCAAGGACAGGAAGCUGGACCGCAGGCCGCAGGCCCAGCCCCGGCCGGCCGGCCGGCAGCCCUGACUGUGCCUGCCCUCUGCCCCUUCUUCCUCUGCCUCGUCCUCUGCUCUCUCUCCCUCCCUCUUUUUUCUGGCACUCUACCUUUUCUUUCUUCUGCUUUAUUUCCUUUAUUCCUUCCAUCUCUAUUUUGCUCUUUCCUUCCUCCCUCCCUUCCAUCCUCUUCUUUUUUUCUUUCCUUUUAUUUGUCUCUUUCCCUUUGCCCCUGUGUUUCUUUCUACCCUUCAUGUCCGCCACCAACACCCCCACACUCACUAAGGCAGAGACCACGAGCCAGGUCCUCCCUGCAGCUCUCUCUGUCUACUCCUUAAGAAAGCAAACGUCUUUUCUGGGCCUUUCCCUUAGCCUGUUCUAGGGUGAGGCCACAGCACAGCAGAGCUCUUUGAGUCUUCAGCGCUCUGCUUCUGCUCCAGAGGGGACCCCAGAACCCAGGCUGCAAGUGCCUCAUCCUCUGGCCAAUCCCUGGAGGCCACAUCCACAGCCCUCAGCCACCAGCUCCCCCAAGAGCCCACCAGAAGAGGUUCCAAGGCCCCCCACGGCCUAGCUCAGACAGCUGUCCAUAGUAGGCCGUAGAGGAGCCAUGACAGGUCUUUUGGCUGGACUGCCAGCCCUGUGCCUGUGGCUCCAUCCUCCUGAAACUGCCUGCUGCACCCUCAUCCACAUUCCCCACCAGCCUGCCUCUCAUGGUUUCUCCCCGAAGCUAACAGAUUCCCUAGGCCUUUGGGGACCCCAGGGGUCAGGUGGUGCUGUCACCCCCGGGGAAACCACCAGCCCAACCCAGAAGAGGCCAUCAAAGCUGAUAGGAGUGCUGAGAUUAUCCAGCCACUCUGUUCCCCACCCCAGCACCUCUUGCCUAUUGUUCCUAUAGAGAAACUGAGGCCUGAGAAGGAAGAGACUUGCCUGUGGUCACACAGGGAACCCUCACUUUCUGCCUCUGCCUGAUGGUUGGCCACUCAGCACAUCCACUGCUAACAGACUCUGGGAGCCUCCUGGGGAGAGGAUGAAGGAAAUUGUUGGAACAGGAGCAAGGGAUGAGCCCCCCACUCACUCGCAUCCACCUCCGAUACCCUGAGCAUUUGUAUUUCACUGUGAUCCCCUUCCCCCAGGCAGGAAGAACACUUGGCAGACUCCCCAGCUUGGACUGAGCUUAGAAGCAAGUUUGUUCUCACUGCCAUCAUAAUACCCUCUUCCUCCUUUGUUCUCCAGAACCCCCAGGAUGGGGCAUGCCCGAUUUGUACAUGCCACUACCUGCUGGCCUGAACUCAUGAGAUUUCAUUGGCCAGGAGCAGCAGUGGGCACCAGAAGCGAGUAUCUGAGCCCUAAGGGGCCCUAGGGUUGUCUGGGAGGGAAGACGGUUAGGAGGCUAGGGAGAGAAGCUCUAGGUGACCAAAUGUCACAUACCUAAUCCCAGGAGAAUGCCACCCUCACACCUGCCCUCACCUAACAGAUGGGGAUCCCCGGCACUGCUUCUACUGGCCACUGGGAGGCCUGGCCCCCAAGGCCCACCCUCACUCUCACUUCUUCCCUCCCAGUUCCCUGAGGACACUAGAGCCACUCCAAGUGUGGCCAGGCCACCAGUUUCCCUUCUGCAAAAGUUUGUGCCUCUGAAAUGCUCUGUUGUUUCAAGAAUCCAAC
This is a messenger RNA of Nycticebus coucang (slow loris), 2364 nucleotides long. RefSeq names its product R-spondin 4 (gene RSPO4). The record is from RefSeq and is a predicted model, not a curated record. The coding region runs from base 31 to 735 and encodes 234 amino acids. Lineage: Eukaryota; Metazoa; Chordata; Mammalia; Primates; Lorisidae. The transcript is spliced from 5 exons.